Molecule: messenger RNA, 2678 nt
Organism: Anolis sagrei ordinatus
Lineage: Eukaryota; Metazoa; Chordata; Lepidosauria; Squamata; Anolidae
Gene: SMNDC1
Product: survival motor neuron domain containing 1
Biological process (GO): regulation of alternative mRNA splicing, via spliceosome; mRNA processing
Cellular component (GO): precatalytic spliceosome; cytoplasm; nucleus
Molecular function (GO): RNA binding
Source: RefSeq, a predicted model, not a curated record
CAGGAAAGGGAAGCGCUCGUACGUAACGUAACGUAGCGUGCCGUGCGCAGGCAGGCAGGCAGGCAAGGCAGCUUUCCGGCGUCGAGAGGCCCUCCUCCGCGCCUGAGGCCAAGAUGUCGGAAGAUCUUGCAAAACAGCUAGCUAGCUAUAAAGCUCAGCUCCAGCAAGUGGAAGCUGCUUUGACUGGGAAUGGAGAUAAUGAAGACCUACUAAAACUAAAGAAGGAUUUACAGGAAGUGAUAGAACUAACCAAAGAUCUCCUUUCAACACAACCUUCAGAAACGCUUGCAAGUUCUGAUAGUUCUGCUUCAGCUCCCCCAAGUCACACUUGGAAAGUUGGUGACAGAUGUAUGGCCACAUGGAGUGAAGAUGGACAGUGUUAUGAAGCGGAAAUUGAAGAGAUAGAUGAAGAGAAUGGUACAGCUGCCAUCACCUUUUCGGGAUAUGGUAAUGCGGAAGUCACACCUCUGCUCAAUCUGAAACCUGUGGAAGAGGGAAGGAAAGCAAAAGAAGACAAUGGCAACAAGCCCAUGUCCAAGAAAGAAAUGAUUGCUCAACAACGAGAAUAUAAAAAGAAGAAAGCCUUGAAAAAGGCCCAGCGCAUCAAAGAGCUGGAGCAGGAGCGAGAGGAUCAAAAAGUCAAAUGGCAACAAUUCAACAACAGAGCUUACUCAAAAAACAAAAAGGGACAGGUAAAGCGGAGCAUCUUUGCAUCUCCUGAGAGUGUAACAGGGAAAGUUGGAGUUGGGACCUGUGGAAUUGCAGACAAGCCCAUGACGCAGUACCAAGAUACAUCCAAGUACAAUGUCAGACAUUUGAUGCCACAGUAAUUGAGGGGAGAAAUGACUAAACAUCACCUCUGCAGGGCUUUACAUUUACCUUUUUAUUGUUAUAUUUUUCUAAAAGUAAACACGGUGCGUAGUGAAAAUGGUCAUUGCCAUCAGUUGGCUUAUGCUGGUACAAGCCUUAAGUUAAAACAAUGGGAGUUAGUUCAGAAGGACCCCUUUGCUGUUCUCAAACUGAAUAUGCACAAGUCAGACUAAUGGGGACAUUCUCUUUGUGUUACCCAACAACUCUGAUUUCUAGAGUGUCCUCGCUCACAUGAAUUAAAUUAUUGUGUAAUUAAAAUAGUAAUCCCAGCUUUCUUGGCCCUUCUCAUGUACUUGUAAUCAUUACUUUACAGCAUGGACAAAUACUGAGCACUCUUCUUCUCUGUGUAGCUGGUUUUCCUCCCUAUUUCAUUCCUCAUGACAUUACUAUGCUGCAUUAUGCUAUAUAGGAUUCUAGCCAGAAGCCUCCCUUUUUAUAAUUGGGAGGGUCUUCCAGUUUGAACUAGUUUUCCUUGCCAUUAAUUCUAUUGCUUUCCUAAAGAUAAAAGAUUGGUGUGAAGUCAUGCUCGAUUUCAGAAGAGUCCUGGUGUUGGUUCCGCUGCAGGAGUUUGCCCCAUUCCUCUCUUUUACUGUCAGACCAGAAAGCAUUGAGAGGAGAGCCUCAUUGCUUUUAUGUCGCAACUCAGAGAUGCUGAAAAGGCAACAAAACGUAAUAACUGUCUUUCCAAAGCCAGUGCAAAGUAUGACCACAGGUUGGUAAAAGAGUAGAGAGAUCUAGAACUCACAUAAAUUUUGGAGGGAUUUGUAAGACACCAGUAUCUCUUUCUUGCUGCUUCCCAAGGAUAAGGCUAGGCCUGCCCUUUGAAAGUAUGGAGAAGUGCUGAAGGAAAUCUCAUUCACUUGCACAUUCUAAAUUCCAUACAAGGUCUUGACACCCUCCCUUUUGGGAGAUUUCAGAGAACAGAAAGUGAGUUUUUUUCAGUCUCAGGCUGGGAAAUGUGCUUACGUGUAUCUCAGCAGAACCUUAUAUUAUGCUCAUAAUGUAACCAUGGGCUGAGUAAGAGUUGUUUGUUAUUUUCCAAGAUAGGCUAGCACUUUAGAUGUUGGAAGUUAAAUUUCACACAGAGAAGUAGUUAUUUCCAUGGAAGAAUUGAGCUAUUUGAUACAUUAAUAUAACUGAUAAAUAUACAGAAAUUUUACACAUAACGUGCUGAACCAAUUUUAUUGUAUAUCCAGCUGGUUAACUGCAUCAAGACGUUCCCCUCAUAAGAAUUGCAAACUUUGACUUCAUUAGUAUUGCUGGGCCACUUUGAUUUUUAUUUUGGAAACCAUGUGUACAAAGUUCUGGCCGUUUUGUAUCUUGUGGAUGCCGUUGCUUCCCUUUGCCAGUAUGUAUCGCUUAGGGUGGUAGUGCCAUCUCUCACUCUUGAAAUGUGUUUGAAGCAAAAAGUUAAUGUAUAGCCCUGUAUGCAAUGUAGAUAAUUAUUUUUGUAAAAUAUGGUGUUAAGUUAAUGAACAAGACUGGAUUUCAUUCUUUCUUCUACUAGAGUAAUUCUUGCUCAUUAAUCUGAACUCCGUUUCCCCAUGUAUAUUAUGUUAGACUGUAGUUGGCUUUUGUAAUUUGGUUUUUGGAGUUAAAACAAGAUCAGGUACCAUCAGGAUUCGUUGAUGCACAGAUUAGUGAACAUGUCUGUCAGUUUACCCGAGUCUAAAAUUUGUUUUUAGUAGGCUAGAAUACAUCCAGAGAGAAGGACUUCCUGUCAAUGAAAAGAGGAGGUAAUUUUUAUUACUGUGUUGAUUUCAGUUUUGUAUGUUUGACUUUUAUUAAAAUAAAGUGUUCAAAACCUC